Molecule: messenger RNA, 979 nt
Organism: Seminavis robusta
Lineage: Eukaryota; Bacillariophyta; Bacillariophyceae; Naviculales; Naviculaceae
Source: the annotation of a GenBank genome assembly
CAAUCACACGGCACCGAAGCCUCAUAAUUCACGCGUCGUGUACAACAAAAGGUACAAUACCGUACCGGUACUAGCUAGCUAGAGAGAUCCGCUAUUGGUACAUAUCUUCCUCGACAUCAUGUCUGCGGCAGUGGCAGCUCCGUCUAAAGUGGUCGAACAGGUAACUCCAGGCGUCAUUGAAAAGGUCGAUAUGGAGGAGGAGGCAAAGGAAGAGGCACCCGAAAGAGCAAAGAUAGAGGAAGCAAUUUCGUCGAGCGACGACAGCGCUAAAACCAAGAUCCGCUUCGGCUUGAUUCGCAUCCGUACCUACGCCACAAUCAUUGGAGACAAUCCCAGCCCAUCCAUGGGUCCUCCCAUUCAGAUGGACUGGAAACCUCUGGAACAAAAGGUCCUUUGCGUGGAUGAAUACGAAGAACAUCGCGAACCACGACGAGAAAACUUUUUGCUCGCGGGCGGAACACGUGCGGCGCUCCUCAAGGAUUUGGGCUUUACAGCGGCUCAAAUUGAAGAGGCAGUGUUGACCGCGAGGACCGUCAGAAGUCUCCGAAGACAGACUGUCAACAAUCUACGGUGGGACUGGAAGGAGGAAAAGAAGGAAGAACGACAGGAUUACAUCCGCAGAGUCUUUUUUUGUCGACCUGAAAAGGUCCUGGAGUAUCCCGAUGUGCGAGUGCAGAAAGACGAAUACUGGGAUGAGACGAACAAGGUCAAGCCAAUGUUUGACCACAUUCCUUGUACGCACUGCUCCUCCUUUGUUUGCGCUGGACCGGCUUCGGACUUUCCUGCCAUGGUGUGGAUGUUGAGAUGCGACGGCAAACAAUGCCAGACAAUGGACAAAGGGGAUGCGACUUGCCCUUUUACUGGAAAGCCAAAAGCCGAAUUGAUGAAGGAGUUCCUGGAAUAUGAAAGCAAAUACACAAGUACCGAUGUUUGAGUAAAUUAUAGACAAUUCCCAUGUAGUCAUACAGUUUACAUUUAU